Exophiala spinifera is the source of this 1236-nucleotide messenger RNA. RefSeq names its product calcium/calmodulin-dependent protein kinase. Gene Ontology annotation, molecular function: calcium/calmodulin-dependent protein kinase activity; ATP binding. The transcript is spliced from 3 exons. Lineage: Eukaryota; Fungi; Ascomycota; Eurotiomycetes; Chaetothyriales; Herpotrichiellaceae. The record is from RefSeq and is a predicted model, not a curated record. Gene Ontology annotation, biological process: protein phosphorylation; cellular response to oxidative stress. The coding region runs from base 1 to 1236 and encodes 411 amino acids.
AUGUUGAACAAGCUCCAAGGGCAACCCGAUAGCUACGAGAAGAAGUCACAAUAUCGUCUUGGAAAGACACUAGGAGCAGGGACGUACGGCAUCGUGCGAGAGGCAGAAUGCGGUGGAGACAAAGUCGCUGUCAAGAUCAUCCUGAAGAAGAGCGUUAAGGGCAAUGAACAAAUGGUCUAUGAUGAGUUGAAGAUGCUACAGACACUCAGCCACCCGCAUAUUGUCAAGUUCGUGGACUGGUUUGAAUCAAGGGACAAGUUCUACAUUGUCACCCAGCUAGCCACAGGGGGCGAGCUCUUUGAUCGGAUCUGCGAUAAGGGAAAAUUUACCGAGAAAGAUGCCUCGCAAACGAUCAAACAGGUGCUGGAGGCAGUCGAUUAUCUGCACGGAAAGAAUAUUGUUCACCGAGAUCUCAAACCGGAGAAUCUUCUGUAUUUGACCAGAGACCCUAGUUCUCAGCUGGUACUUGCCGACUUUGGAAUUGCGAAAACGCUCGAUAGCCCUGGCGCUGUUUUGACCUCGAUGGCUGGCUCAUUCGGCUACGCCGCGCCCGAGGUCAUGUUGAAACAGGGUCAUGGCAAGGCAGUCGAUAUGUGGUCUCUGGGUGUCAUCACAUACACCCUUCUUUGCGGAUACUCGCCUUUCAGAUCCGAAAAUCUGGCUGAUUUGGUGGAGGAAUGCAAGAGUGGCCGUAUCAUUUUCCAUGAGAGAUAUUGGAAAGAUGUCAGCAAAGACGCUAAGGACUUCAUUAUGAGUCUCCUCCAACCCGACCCGACAAGACGUUCCAACAGCUCAGAAGCACUCAAACACAUCUGGUUGACCGGUGAGACUGCUUCGGAGCACGAUCUGUUGCCAGAAAUCAGAUCGUACUUGGCGAAGAUGAAGUUGAAGCGUGGCAUCGAGCUGGUUAAACUCGCCAAUCGCAUCGACGCACUCAAGAUACAAGAGGAAGAGCCUGCCGACAGCUCCGACGCAAACGACAUCCCGGCGAACGCUCAGAAUGCUGCUGGCUUGGCGGUAAAGAACCAAACCAGAGGCGUGUCGCCAGGCCGUGGCCUAUCUACCAACGAAGCCCCCGAGAAGAGGACUUUGAGCAAGGCGGCCAAGAGUGCCAUCUUCAAAGAAGUGGUGCUGGCCAAGGUCAGAGAGAUGAAAGACAAGGAGAAGACCGACAAGUUGGUUGCCGAGGUCACGAAAGAACACGAACGUAGGAAGAGCUUUACCGGCCAAAGAUGA